AUGAAGCUCGCUGGUGCUCUUCUGCGCGCACGUCGUCCGUCUUCGCUACGUUUUGCAGUCGCUGCAAACGGUGGACAAUGUGUUGCCCCGAAGUCCCGCAUCGCGGGACUAUCCACCUCGUCGAGUCCGCUGGCGGAGGACAAAAAGUCGAUCCUGGAGCUGCUGCAGCGAGUGGCGGAGGGGAAGGUCUCACCUCAAGCGGCGGCGGAGCUCUGUGGCCCCGCUGCGGAGUACGAGACAGUGGGGGAUUUUGCAAAGAUCGACACCAAGCGGGAGGCGCGCACGGGGUUCCCGGAGGUCGUGUAUGCCGAGAGCAAGACGCCAGAGCAGGUGGCGGCUAUCAUGAAGGUCAUGAUUGACGGGGGCGAGGACAAUGUCAUGGCUUCGCGCGUGACGCCGGAGGCUGCGGAUGCUAUUCAAGCGUUGAUGCCGGGUCAGCAUUUGACGUACUACGAAGUGCCUCGUAUCUUGGCCUCAAAAUCUUUGGACGCCGCGAAGAAGGAGGAAAGUACUGAGGAUCAGGAGAAGAAGACCCCCACCGCAUGCGUGCUCUGCGCGGGAACUUCAGAUCUCCCUGUCGCUGAAGAAGCCGCUGUUACACUUGAACUGGCUGAUUAUAAGGUCACUCAACUUUACGACGUGGGUGUGGCUGGGAUCCACCGCUUGCUGCGCAACCAGCACGUCCUGCGGGCAUCGGACGUCGCAAUUUGCGUUGCUGGCAUGGACGGCGCCUUGCCCGGCGUUGUGGGCGGUCUCACAUCUUCACCAGUGAUCGCAGUCCCUACGAGCGUUGGCUACGGAGCGGCGUUCGGCGGCCUAGCUCCAUUGCUCACAAUGCUCAACGCGUGCUCGCCUGGAGUGGGUGUCGUCAACAUCGACAAUGGCUUCGGUGCCGCCGUCCUCGCAGACGAGCAACUGAAGAGAAUCGCGGAAUUCGGACGCGUGCACGGGACUGUAGUGCAAGAAGCCAAGCAGUACGUGAGCAAUAUGGAGGUGCAGUUAAGUCGCCAGUUCGAAGAAGAGCGGGCGGCGCUGCGUGCUCAGGCGGAGGAG
Molecule: messenger RNA, 1053 nt
Organism: Phytophthora sojae
Lineage: Eukaryota; Oomycota; Peronosporomycetes; Peronosporales; Peronosporaceae
Exons: 6
Biological process (GO): 'de novo' IMP biosynthetic process
Molecular function (GO): hydrolase activity
Source: RefSeq, a predicted model, not a curated record